Molecule: messenger RNA, 911 nt
Organism: Carassius carassius (crucian carp)
Lineage: Eukaryota; Metazoa; Chordata; Actinopteri; Cypriniformes; Cyprinidae
Product: CD209 antigen-like protein E
Exons: 4
Coding region: 80-856 (258 amino acids)
Source: RefSeq, a predicted model, not a curated record
AAUUAAUGACAGAAUUGUCCUUUUUGGGUAAACUAUCUCUUUAACCUCAUGUUUGUCAUUCACAGGAAGUGUCUCGGUGAUGAACAGAAAGCACAGAGCAGCUGAAGUGUGCUUGAGUCUGCUGUGUUUUCUUCUGCUGACUGCUGUAAUAGUGCUGUGUGUGUGUUUCACCACCGAGAGAAACCAGUUACUAACUCAGAUCAGAAACCUGACUGAAGAAAGAGAGAAGACACUUACAAAAUAUGAGCAGAUACUGAACAAUAACAAUAACCGGACUGAAGAAUGCAAGCAAAUACUCUCUAAAUAUGAGCAGAUACUGAACCACAAUAAGAACUUGACUAAAGAAAGAGAGCAGAUAUUUACGAAUAAUAUAAAAUUAAUAGCAGAGAGAGAACAUUUACCUAAGGAGAACAAAAUUAUGACAGAAGAAAGAGAUCAGAUAAUAAAGACCAGUGAACUCCAACAAGGACUAUUGGAACAAGAUAAGCAAAAUGAUCCCUUCAAAUGGAUUUACUACAACUUCAGUUUUUAUUAUAUUUCAUCUGAGAAGAAGAGCUGGAGUGACAGCAGGAAAGACUGUCAACAGAAAAGAGCAGAUCUGGUGAACAUAAACAGUUCAAAGGAACAAGAUUUUUUACAAAAGAUUGCUGUUUCUGAUCACUUUUGGAUUGGUUUGGGAAAGAUGGAGGGGAAAUGGAAAUGGAUUAGUGGCACCAUAAUGACAAAUGGGUACUGGAGUUCUCAUCAUCAGCAUUCAUACCGUUCAUACUGUGCUCUGACGACUUCAUCAGGUUGGAUAGAUGAUAAAUGUGAAAAUAAUAAAAAAUGGAUCUGCAAGAGAAGCAUUUUAAAAUAGCUCAUUACAUAAAAUAUAUAUGUAUAUGCAGUAACAUAAACCCAUUAUGUUCUGG